AUGUUGCAUACAUCACGUUACAAUAUUAAGACGGCUCAAAAACUAUAUAUCCCCAUCAGUUAUCAGGUGCGAUCAUUUUGGGAAUAUGUAAACAUGAUGUUUAAUAAACCAGAUACGGACCGCAUUAAAGAAUUUGGCCCAGACCGGGCUUGUGCUGAAUGGGUGCUUCGUAACGGAGGAAAGGUGGUUUGGUCUGAUGGACAGGCUUUAGCAGAUUAUAAUGCAUUACCAUCUGAAAGUUUGCAUUCAAAAAAACAAUUGAUUGCUAUAGAUGGGACAGAUUCAUCUAUUUCCCAUUACGGAUUCCCUCAUCUAAUUGGGUGCACCAUGUUAAGAAAAGUAAUCCUUCAUAAUAACAGUUAUAUUGAUGACAGGGCAUUGAAAGGACUGUCAUAUGGUAGUUCAACAUUAACUUAUGUACAAAUCUCCAAAUGUCUUAAUGUAACAGAUGAGGGAUUAAAAUCAUUGACAGCGCUAACCAAUCUUCAAACACUGAUCCUGUUUAGUCUUGAAAGUGUUUCAGAUCUCGAAGGGUGUAAACAAUUUUUGAAACAAAAAUUGACUACUUGUGAAAUUGGAGAUAAAAGCAAAAUAAAGGACAAGUAG
Messenger RNA from Arctia plantaginis, 606 nucleotides. The record is from the annotation of a GenBank genome assembly. NCBI's taxonomy places the organism in Eukaryota, Metazoa, Arthropoda, Insecta, Lepidoptera, Erebidae.